This is a messenger RNA of Scaptodrosophila lebanonensis, 1917 nucleotides long. RefSeq names its product lymphokine-activated killer T-cell-originated protein kinase. Gene Ontology annotation, biological process: protein phosphorylation. Bases 106 to 1278 code for a protein of 390 amino acids. The transcript has 3 exons. The record is from RefSeq and is a predicted model, not a curated record. Gene Ontology annotation, cellular component: cytoplasm. NCBI's taxonomy places the organism in Eukaryota, Metazoa, Arthropoda, Insecta, Diptera, Drosophilidae. Gene Ontology annotation, molecular function: ATP binding; protein serine/threonine kinase activity.
GUGCGCGUCGCUUCAUUGUGGCAGUUCUUCCUGCUACUGUCUGUUUUUUUUUUAUAAUAGUUUCACAUCGCUGUAAUUGAAGAUUUAAAAGAUAAUAAACAUAAAAUGGAUACACCGCGUCGCAAACUACGUAAUUUGCAUCUCGAAAAUGUGCAAAACAAUAGCACUCCAAUACAAAUACCACCAUCGCCGAUGCUCAAGACGCUGGGCCACGGCACCGGAGUGAGUGUCUAUCGUUUGGAUCGGUCGCCAAAGCAGGGCCAGAUACGCUCGCCAUGGGCAGUAAAGCGCAUAACACAACGCACACGGGCCACAAAGGACACGCUUUUGAACGAGCGCAUCAUUCGUGAGGCGGACAUCUUACGGAAACUGAAUCAUCCAAAUAUUGUGGGCUUCCGUGGCGUGGUUAAGUCUCCAGAUGGUGUGGAAACAUUGGCGCUGGAAAUGUGCAAUACAUCGCUGGGCUCAAUUCUUGAGGAGCGUCAUGACGAGGAUCUUGGUCCAUUGCCCGCCAAAAACACAUUCAAAAUGAUAAUGGACAUUGCGCAUGCACUUGAUUUUCUACACACCGAGGCCCGUUUGUUGCACGGCGACCUCAAAUCCUUCAACGUGCUCGUCAAAGGUGAAUUCGAAAUAUGCAAGCUUUGCGAUUUCGGCGUCUCCUUACCGCUCGAUGAGCAUGGCGAAAUUAAUUUCCAAAAAAAUCCCGGACUUCAAUAUGUGGGGACCAACCUUUGGUCAGCCCCCGAGAUCAUCGAUGAGGUGGAGAUAAUUGACACCAAAGCAGAUAUCUUCAGCUUUGGGCUUAUCAUAUAUGAGACGUUGGCCCUCGUGCCGCCCCACACACUGGAACUGGAUGCGGCCUUUAAUAGCAGCAAUGAUGUGGAUUUAGAGUCACGCAAGCAGCUUAACUACUCCAACUGUGCUGGGAGCAACAAGUCGGACCUGGACGACAGUCUUGGUGUGCAUGUUGACGAGCGUGACUUUGCUGUGAAAUCUGAAGCAGAGGACGUUGUCGAGGAUGAGGAGGACGAAGAUGAUACCAAAGAGAAUGACAUCUCAGACUUUUCGCUCACUAACCUGGAGCAAGCGUAUGGCACCCGCCCGCCAUUACCAGUCGCCUUCCAACUCAGUGAUGACUACAACUGUAUUGUCGAGCUCUUCUACUUAUGCACCAAUGCCCUCAGCGAAGAUCGUCCGGCGGCUCGCACCAUUUGGCAGUGUUUUGAGAAUAAUGCAGCUAAUGUCACCGCUAGCUCUGAUGCUGCCGGUGAGUAAAGGCCAGAGUUAUUAGAUUAUCAAAUCCGAUGCGACGCUAUGGAGUGUUUAUUCCACUAUAAGCCUUUUACGUGUCAAUCGGAUGAGAGUGUGGGGUGGGGAUUGGGGAAGCAUAACGAAUUUCGCACACAUUAGUGCAAAAUUUAAUCAAAUGUUUAUGUAAAAUAUUACCACAAAAGCAUAUGGAAUGGCAAAAUUAAGAGCCAAACACUAAACUAAUUAACAUGAUGAACGCAUGAGAGGGGGGAACUCAUGUGGCUUAUGCAUUUAUGUAUGUAAUUCAAAACAGGCUCAUUUCACGGGCGUCGCGAAUAGCCGACACCUUUAAUUUUUGUUUCCUUUCGUUCCUUAACUGUAUGACUCCACUGAGCAACAGUGACAAUGACACACGAAUCUAGAUUUAAGUCCAUGUACAUACAUGCAUAUAAAUAUAGGUACACUAAGCUACCGGAUAAAGCAAAACAAAACACAAAAACUAAGACAUACAAUCCAUACAAACAACAAGCAGCCACGCACACAAGUGUGGUGAAUGCAUUUAGAUAAAAUAAUAAUAUUAUUAAUAAAUCAAAACUCUAGCAUUUACAUAUCUCCAUUUCGUAAAUGUAGAAAAUUCUCAAAUAAACGAAAUAUAAUAAAAUA